AGCGAGGUGGGCUGUGGGGUUGGGGCAGUGGGCGGCUGGCAGCUGCACGUGGUGGCCGCGCGGCCCGGGACGCUGCCAUUUUUGCCCCUCCACUUCCGGACGCGGCUACGGGGCUUCGGAGGGGGACCGCAGGGUGGCGGGGGUGCCCGCUCGGGUGACUCAGCACGGCCUUGUGGGACUGGCUUUGUCACCUCUCUUAUCGGACGCGUUGUUAAAGCCUUCUUGGGUGCUUUGUUUCUGUGAGGGAGGGUUGACGGUGUGGGAAGAGCGCUUUCGGUCUCCAGCACCCGAUACUCCCUCCUUCCAGAUCUUUCUUGCAGUCCCGGUGGAGGAGGGGCGGGGAGGGGAGCAGGUUCUGGAAGAUUCAUGGGCUCCUUCCUCCGCCCUUCCUCGAGAGCUGAGAUCGUUCUGGAAGCUUCUGGAUUCUGGCGCCCCGCCCCAGUGCCCGGAUGCUGGGGCGAGGGAGGGUGCACUGCGGCGCCCCCUCCUCGCGUGGUCCUGGCCGACGCAUGUCCGGCAGUGACGAGUGUCGGCCUGGUGGCUACGGCCACCAUCUUUCUUGGGUUUGGUCCUGUUCUGUAAUUUUGUGCUGUGAAAGGGUCGUGGUGGAGCUUUUGGUUUAUCGAUUCUUUGUCUGGAUUUAAUUGCUCCUCCGAUGCCUGAGGAAGUGCACCAUGGAGAGGAGGAGGUGGAGACUUUUGCCUUUCAGGCAGAAAUUGCCCAACUCAUGUCCCUCAUCAUCAAUACCUUCUAUUCCAACAAGGAGAUUUUCCUUCGGGAGUUGAUCUCUAAUGCUUCUGAUGCCUUGGACAAGAUUCGCUAUGAGAGCCUGACAGACCCUUCGAAGUUGGACAGUGGUAAAGAGCUGAAAAUUGACAUCAUCCCCAAUCCUCAGGAACGUACCCUGACUUUGGUAGACACAGGCAUUGGCAUGACCAAAGCUGAUCUCAUAAAUAAUUUGGGAACCAUUGCCAAGUCUGGUACUAAAGCAUUCAUGGAGGCUCUUCAGGCUGGUGCAGACAUCUCCAUGAUUGGGCAGUUUGGUGUUGGCUUUUAUUCUGCCUACUUGGUGGCAGAGAAAGUGGUUGUGAUCACAAAGCACAACGAUGAUGAACAGUAUGCUUGGGAGUCUUCUGCUGGAGGUUCCUUCACUGUGCGUGCUGACCAUGGUGAGCCAAUUGGCAGGGGUACCAAAGUGAUCCUCCAUCUUAAAGAAGAUCAGACAGAGUACUUAGAAGAGAGGCGGGUCAAAGAAGUAGUGAAGAAGCAUUCUCAGUUCAUAGGCUAUCCCAUCACCCUUUAUUUGGAGAAGGAACGAGAGAAGGAAAUUAGUGAUGAUGAGGCAGAGGAAGAGAAAGGUGAGAAAGAAGAGGAAGAUAAAGAUGAUGAAGAAAAGCCCAAGAUCGAAGAUGUGGGUUCAGAUGAGGAGGAUGACAGCGGUAAGGAUAAGAAGAAGAAAACUAAGAAGAUCAAAGAGAAAUACAUUGAUCAGGAAGAGCUAAACAAGACCAAGCCUAUUUGGACCAGAAACCCUGAUGACAUCACCCAAGAGGAGUAUGGAGAAUUCUACAAGAGCCUCACUAAUGACUGGGAAGACCACUUGGCAGUCAAGCACUUUUCUGUAGAAGGUCAGUUGGAAUUCAGGGCAUUGCUAUUUAUUCCUCGUCGGGCUCCCUUUGACCUUUUUGAGAACAAGAAGAAAAAGAACAACAUCAAACUCUAUGUCCGCCGUGUGUUCAUCAUGGACAGCUGUGAUGAGUUGAUACCAGAGUAUCUCAAUUUUAUCCGUGGUGUGGUUGACUCUGAGGAUCUGCCCCUGAACAUCUCCCGAGAAAUGCUCCAGCAGAGCAAAAUCUUGAAAGUCAUUCGCAAAAACAUUGUUAAGAAGUGCCUUGAGCUCUUCUCUGAGCUGGCAGAAGACAAGGAGAAUUACAAGAAAUUCUAUGAGGCAUUCUCUAAAAAUCUCAAGCUUGGAAUCCACGAAGACUCCACUAACCGCCGCCGCCUGUCUGAGCUGCUGCGCUAUCAUACCUCCCAGUCUGGAGAUGAGAUGACAUCUCUGUCAGAGUAUGUUUCUCGCAUGAAGGAGACACAGAAGUCCAUCUAUUACAUCACUGGUGAGAGCAAAGAGCAGGUGGCCAACUCAGCUUUUGUGGAGCGAGUGCGGAAACGGGGCUUCGAGGUGGUAUAUAUGACCGAGCCCAUUGACGAGUACUGUGUGCAGCAGCUCAAGGAAUUUGACGGGAAGAGCCUGGUCUCAGUUACCAAGGAGGGUCUGGAGCUGCCUGAGGAUGAGGAGGAGAAGAAGAAGAUGGAAGAGAGCAAGGCAAAGUUUGAGAACCUCUGCAAGCUCAUGAAAGAAAUCUUAGAUAAGAAGGUCGAGAAGGUGACAAUCUCCAAUAGACUUGUGUCUUCACCUUGCUGCAUUGUGACCAGCACCUACGGCUGGACAGCCAAUAUGGAGCGGAUCAUGAAAGCCCAGGCACUUCGGGACAACUCCACCAUGGGCUAUAUGAUGGCCAAAAAGCACCUGGAGAUCAACCCUGACCACCCCAUUGUGGAGACGCUGCGGCAGAAGGCUGAGGCCGACAAGAAUGAUAAGGCAGUUAAGGACCUGGUGGUGCUGCUGUUUGAAACCGCCCUGCUAUCUUCUGGCUUUUCCCUUGAGGAUCCCCAGACCCACUCCAACCGCAUCUACCGCAUGAUCAAGCUAGGUCUAGGUAUUGAUGAAGAUGAAGUGGCAGCAGAGGAACCCAGUGCUGCAGUUCCUGAUGAGAUCCCCCCUCUCGAGGGCGAUGAGGAUGCAUCUCGCAUGGAAGAAGUCGAUUAGGAGUUCAUAGUUGGAAAACUUGUGCUCUUGUAUAGUGUCCCCAUGGCUCCCACUGCAGCCUCGAGUGCCCCUGUCCCACCUGGCUCCCCCUGCUGGUGUCUAGUGUUUUUUUCCCUCUCCUGUCCUUGUGUUGAAGGCAGGAAACCAAGGGUGUCAAGCCCCAUUCGCUCUCUACUCUUGACAGCAGGAUUGGAUGUUGUGUAUUGUGGUUUAUUUUAUUUUCUUCAUUUUGUUCUGAAAUUAAAGUAUGCAAAAUAAAGAAUAUGCCGUUUUUAUACA
Molecule: messenger RNA, 3109 nt
Organism: Pan troglodytes (chimpanzee)
Lineage: Eukaryota; Metazoa; Chordata; Mammalia; Primates; Hominidae
Gene: HSP90AB1
Product: heat shock protein 90 alpha family class B member 1
Exons: 12
Coding region: 656-2830 (724 amino acids)
Biological process (GO): protein folding
Molecular function (GO): ATP-dependent protein folding chaperone; ATP hydrolysis activity; ATP binding
Source: RefSeq, a predicted model, not a curated record